Caenorhabditis briggsae is the source of this 6669-nucleotide messenger RNA. Lineage: Eukaryota; Metazoa; Nematoda; Chromadorea; Rhabditida; Rhabditidae. The coding region runs from base 1 to 6669 and encodes 2222 amino acids. The record is from RefSeq and is a predicted model, not a curated record. The transcript is spliced from 20 exons.
AUGCGAACCUGGGUGUUGAUUGCGGCGUUAGCCGCGGUCUGCCUGGCCGCUCAGCAGGAGCUGAGUCAUAAGGAUAGAAUAAAAGCGACGUUGAAGUCAUGGAGUCCAAAUGUUGACAAGCAUUUCUUCGAACCAAUCAGACACCAGACUUACAGAGCUGAUGAAGACUCUGAUCUCAUUUUGGAUACCACUCAUCACAUUUCAAAACGAUCCAUUGUCCCACCACUAAUGCUAGCUGGACAAGCAACAAGAGGAUGUAAUAAGCCAGGAUACACUGGAGAAACUUGCCAAUAUCCACUCUGCCAAGCCCGCAACCCAUAUGUGCCCAACGACCAGUCAUCAGAUGAUGUCUCCAUCGACGCUAUCAAUCUCGCCAAUUGCACUGAAUCUCACGUCAUUGUUGUUGAUGAGACCAUGUGGGAUAUCAAGAUUGAGUUGGAGACUGAAUCACCAUUGAACCCAACUUUCUUCCUUCAAGCUGAGAAUGGAGAUUUGAUGUUCCCAGAUUCCGAUCGUCAAACUCCAACCGCCUACAUCGCCACAUACAUAGGUCUGGCUCCAGGUCAAUAUCUUUUGGGACCAAGAGCCGAUACUGGAGAUCAACUUUGCACCAUGUUCAUGUCUGCUCGCACUUUUAUCAAACUCAGCGGAGGAUUCACAUCUGGAGAUCAAGCGGAGCGCAGUGACUACCCAACUUUGAAGUACACCUAUUUUGAUACCGAGUCAGUCGUCGCUCUUCAUGUCCAAGGACUCGAGUACCCAGGUCAAAUCCAAGCCGUUGGAUUCACUGGAGCCGAGAAUCAUAUCACGAGAUACAUUCCAAUUGCUACCCGAUUCAACUGUACCUACCCAUACAUUUUGGAGAGAUACACUUGCAGAAGAACUAGCAACAACGAUCAAGGACACAACUUUUUGCAAGUUGAAGGAAUGACUAAUUCUGGAUACUUGUUCCGUCGUAUUUUACCUUACCAGUGUGUCUUGCCUCCAGUAACUACUACCAUCGCCCCAGCUCCCACCACUCCAGCAGCACCACUCACAUCUUGCCAGAAUGGAGGACAGCUUCUCAAGGAUGCUGGCGGAAAUCCUUAUUGCUACUGCUUCGGAUUGUACGGUGGACGUGAUUGUGGCCAGAUUAUCUGUGCUAAUGGAGGAAUCCUCCCAACUCCAGACAGCGAUCGUUGUGUUUGUACCGAGGGAUUCACUGGAUUCCACUGCCAAAACAUCGUCUGUACCGAAACUUCUGGAUUCGAUUUCAACGCCGAAAAUCCGACGCUCACCCUUGUCAUCCGUUCCAGAACUCAACUCUCAGCUGUCAUUGAGCAAGCCACCAACUCUGUUAAAGAGAUUGUGGACCUAUUGGCCUCCGAACCUGGUUACCUCACCAAUUACAUCGUCGUUCUUUUCGAUAACGGAAAACUCCUUCUCAGCGAGAGAUAUGACUCAUGGGAUAAAGCCAUGGUUGAUCUUACUAAAGCAAUUCACUCGGCUCCAACUGAUGGUGGAUGCGAUGAUGUUGUAUUCUCAUCUGUUGCUGCUGCCCUCUCUCAAUAUCCAACCAACAAGUCUCCGAUCUAUGUUAUCACCGACGCCAAUCCAAACGACAGCGCUGAAAAGGAAACAGUCUUCCAUUUGGAAUCUUACUGGAGAGCUCCGAUCUAUUUUAUCUACGUCAAACCAGGACCAGCUGAUGGAUGCAACACGUCUCCAGACAACUCUGCAUACAGAGAUAUGGUUGAUAUGGCUGCUCGCACUAGUGGUAACACAUUCUAUUUCGAAAACCAAACCGCUGUAUCUACAUUCCUCUAUCAACACAUGCUUUACACUCUCUACCGUUCACAAAUGAUUCUCUCUGGAGACUACUCGCACUGUGGCAAUCAGAAUCUCUACAAAACCGCUUCCGUCGACUUGACUGCUGAUGAGGUGGUUGUUGUGGCCACUGGAACAGAUUUGCAAUUAACUGCAACCAGUCCAUUGCAAACGUAUCCAGAUUUUGAUGUUGCUUACACUGAUGGGGUCAAUUACAUUUGGAAAUACAACAGACUUGUUGCUGGAAAUUGGUUUUUCACUAUCAGAUCUAGCUCACCAAACUCCGCUUGUACAUUCAAGGUCUACCAGAAGAAGUUCAACUUCGGAGGAACCAGUCAAUACAGCCCAGACUACGACAUCUUCUGGUCCUUCGCCACUACUCUUACCUCUGCUGCCGGAGUUCUUCGUCAGCCAGUUCUUGGAUUUGACGCCUCUCCAGUCUUCCAUGUCUCCAGCUACCCAGCAUUCAUUUCAAUGGACCGUGUCCACGCCAAUCUUCAAAUCUACGCUAUCCGAGAUGGAGUCCAAACUGAAGUCUACGGAUCGAGUGGAAUGUGGAGAGACGCUUGCGAGUUCAAUUUCUACUUCCCUCCAUUCACAUGCCGUGUCCCAGAUGAGGUUCUCUACUUCAACUUCUUUGCCCGUGAUAACAAUGACAUGGCUCUCCAACGUGCUGGAACUAUGUACUGCGCUUAUGUUCAUCCAACUCCACCACCAGAUCAUCAAUGUCAAAAUGGAGGAGUCAUGAAUCCAUCGAACACCACUUGCUUCUGCACUCCAGAAUUCACUGGAACCUAUUGCCAGAACAUUGUUUGCUACAACGGAGGAACUCCAACCGGAGAUCACUGUGUCUGCCCACCAGGAUUUGCCGGAGAAAGCUGUGAACUUGCCAGAUGUGUCGAGACUGGACCAAACCCCGAAUUCGUCCGUUAUGGAGUCGACAUGGUUUUCGCAAUUGAAAUAACUCAACAAUCCAUUGCUUCUAUCGCCAUACUUAGUACACGCUUCCAAGAAAUUCUUCGUGAUGUUCAGAUGCAAAGACGCGAAUGGAUUCGCAACUUUGUCCUCGUCGGGUUCAAUUCUACUUGGGGAGGACCUAUUGCUGAGUCUCCUGCUGGAAACGUCUCAGGUAUCAUCACUGCUCUGAGCAACAUUGCCAGUAGUGUACCUGCUGAUACCGGAUGUACCGUCAAGCUUUGGGACGCGUUGAAUCAUGCUAUUUUCGCGAGAGAAUUGGCUCCAGGAUCUUUCGUUGAAAUUUUCCAAACCACUCCAGAAGACGAUACAGACGCAAGACAACUUGGUCUUUUCUAUGACAUGUCUCGCCGAAUGGAUCUUGUACUUUACGGUUUCUUGUUCGCUUUCCCACGACUAUCACCAGAAGGAUUUGUUUGCAACGCUAAGGUGGAGAACUACUACACACUUCUUGGAAUUGUCAGUGGAUCUACGGGAGACACUUAUAUUAUGCAACCAUCGGAGAUCGACAACGCCGCCAGACUCAUUCCAUUGCAAUUCUCAAAUGGACAAGUUACUUUCAACUAUGACAUGGACUGCAGGCAUGACAACGGACUUAUCACUUACUUCCCAGUGGAUGCUUACGCUCAGACGAUUCAAAUUGAUACAUUUGGUUAUGGUACAACAAUUCAAAUUUUCAACGGACAAGGAGUGAUGGCUGAGGCUUUGGAACUUUUCUAUGACGAUUUCACAGGUCAAAGUGUCUAUGAAGUCAGAAAGGCUUGCGAUGAAGGAUGGGACAACUACGGUCAAUACUGUCUCAAAUUUGUGAUUGGUAAUGACGAUAUCAUGACCAUGCCACAAGCUAGAAAGUUCUGUGCAAACGCUGGAGGAUACCUUGCUGACGAUACCAGCGACGGCCAAAACGGUUUCUUGAACAUGGCUGCGUCCAGAACCCAGUUCUGGAUUGGUCUUUUCAAGGACAGUGAUCAGCAGUUCUACUGGGAUCGCGGACAGGGUAACAAUCCGGACCCACUCAAUCCAGCAGUCACUUACUGGGCAGACAAUCAGCCGAGCAAUGAUCCUGUAGACCAAUGUGUUUAUUUCGACGGAAGAUCUAGUGACGGUAAUAAGGUCUGGGUAACAGACACUUGCUCUACUCCGAGACCAUUCGUGUGCCAAAAGCAUCGAUAUGAUGAUAAAUACACACCAAAUGAAAUUGGAAAGGGUGACUUGCCAGCUGGACAAUGGUACGCUUACCUCAAAUCCAACCCAGCCGAUGGAAAACCACCAAACUGUUCGCUCAGUGUCCGUGUUCAGUCUAGUCUCCAAAUUCUUACUGGAUACAGUACCAGCAUUGGAAGCGACUACCCGCAACCAGAUCCAAUUCAAGACUCUUCUGCCAACAGACUCAUCACAUAUAUUCACUCGGUUGACAACCAACAGCGUGCUCCAAUUCUCACUGACGCCAUUCUUUGGGAUGCCUACACUGGAAACUUCUACAACGGACUCAAGUAUCAAGGAAGAUUCGCUUGCCAAUAUGGAUGGGUUUCACAAGACUUCUCAUGUCCGAACGGAGACGAUCCAGCUAACGAAUUUGGAGUACUUCACGUCGGAGAAGACGAAUUUGGAAACACAUUCCAACGUCUCACCUAUGGACAUUGUUCUCGUGCUGAAAUCACCUGUGGAAACGGAGGAAUUAGAAAGAAUGGACAAUGCGUCUGCAAUGAAUAUUGGACCGGAUCUCGUUGUACUGUACCAAUUUGCGUUAACGGAGGAACCAGAAACUCGGAUGAGGCUUCUUGCUCCUGCCCAAGUGGAUACACUGGACCAAACUGCCAGUUUGAGCAGUGUCAACCAACUGUUCCACAACUUUUCAGCAAUGAUAGAAAAUCUCUUCUGUUGAUUGUUGAAACCACAAAACAGAAUGCCCCAACUGUCAACCAGCUUAUUGCCAACUUAUCAGAUAUUGUCACUGGAGCAACAAUGUUCGCCCCACUCUGGUUCACAAACUUUGGCCUCGUCACCUUCGAUACCACCGGAAGAACGUUCGAAAAGUUCGACUACACCAACAUCAAUGACCUCAUCGCUGAUCUCACCACUCAAUCUAACGCUAUUUCCACUGAUGGUGCAUGCAGCAUGCCAUAUCUUGGAGUUGUCGCGCAUCUUUUGGAGCAUGAUGAUGUGAUCGCAAUGCCAAAUAGUGAAAUUUUGUUGGUAACCCCAGCCGGACCAUCUGAUCUGCAAACCUAUGUGGAAACCAUGGAGAACUUGUUCAACACCCAAGCUCAUCUCCAUUACAUUGUCUCCAAGUCAGCAAACUGUCCAACAUUCGAUGGUGUCAAUAAUGUCCAGGAUAUGACUUGGCUCGGAUACGGGUCCAGCGGUAACAUUAUUUUCACCGAUUCUGACAACAUUGUUUCUCUCCUCAACAACUACCUUCCAUCUCUCUACGGAGCUUCAGUCCUUCAAGACCCAACUGGAGCUGCCAACUACACCUGUUCCGAUGGUUCCACCCCAUGGUUCGUUCCAAUUGAUUCCAACGCCACAUUUAUCUAUGUUACCACUGCUUCUGAAUUUGGAUCUCUGUCCGUCAAGGACCCACUUGGACUUGUUCACAACCUUGCCCCAGCCUACAAUGCUGGAGAACAAAAAAUGUAUAAGAUCGAAGUUGAUGGUCUUGGAGGAAUCUGGUCUCUUCAACUUGUCAAUCCACCAGGCUUAUGCUUGGCUCAUGUCUACACCACAGGAGGUGCCAAGAUCUACACCAAGUUCUCACUUCCAAUGCCAGUUGGAGUGAACACUGAUCCACUGGGUGCCCAUCAAGACGGAAGAAACAUCCAACCAGUUGCUGGAUUUGAAAAUGUUGCUACUUUCCAUUUGUACGGAAACUCGUUCAGUAAUGGACAACUGCAAUACGCCGAGAUCUUCGAUAUUGAUUCAAAUGGAGGUGCCACCAACAUUCUCCGCUCUGAACUAUACAGAAGAGACAGAUGCUCUUACGAGUACUAUUCUGACUUGUUCACUUGCAAUGGUGAUAUGGUUAUUAUCUUCGUUCACGGAGUUGAUGAAAACAAUCAGAAGUUUAGAAGACAACAAGUUGUAAUUUGCAAUGGCCGCAACCCAACCACCGGACAACCUGUUACUGGAACUAUUGGACCUGUUACCCAAGGACCAAAUACCCAGCCAACGCAACAGCCACCAAUGACCACACAAACCCAAGCUCCACCAGCUAAACGCGGCUGGGAACAAAACAUUUUUCAGAGCCCAUCUCCAUCAACAGCUCCAGGACAACAAUUUGAUAUUGUUUUCAUGAUCGAUGGAUCUCAAUCCGCGCAAACUAGUUUCGAUACCUUCACCAAGUUCAUUCAAACCUUCAUGAUCAACUAUGACGUUGGAAUAAGUGGAGCUCAUGUUGGACUUGUCGUCGUUGCUCCAGACAUUGAGGACCAAGCACCGCCAGCCGCUAAUUUGAACUCUAUCACUUCUCAAGCCAGUUUGAUCUCCAACUUGGGACUUCUCAGGGACAACUACGCAGAUUUCGACCACGCCGGACAAGUUCUUACUUACAACCUCCAGGUAGUCAGCUCAGCUGAAUACAUGAGCCCAACUGCUGGAUACCGUACUAACAUCAACAAUCAUCUUCUGGUCUACAUCACAACAACCACUUCAUUCUACACCGACCCAACUCCAUCUGCUCAAACCAUUAUCGCUCAAAAGCAAUACGGAAUCAUCACUAUUGGAUACGGACCAACCGUUGACGCCGGAAAACUUCUGACUAUUUCUGGUGGAGCCGCAUGCUCGUUCACAGCUAAUGAUGUUGCUAGCUUGAACAACCAAAUCAAGCCUAUUCAACAACUUAUCGCGACCGCUGGAACCAACGGAGGAAUGUACUGCAAGAGCAAUUGA